AUGGAAGGUCAACCUCCUCUCAAGAAGAAUAAGAACUUGUUUUCAUUCUUCCAAAGGGCUGGACGACCUGCUGAAAGUACAACUUCUGAGGGACUAACUGAAGAUCUACCUUCAUUUCCUUCGGAAGUUGAACAUCAUUCAUCCUCAAAUAUUAGCAUUGAACGAGAACCAGGAAAAAGAAAGCAAAUACUAGAAUUUCCUUCUAAUCUGGGGGAUGAGAUUAGAGUGGCAUAUCUAAAGGCUGGACCUUAUCAACCAAGACUUGUUGAUUAUCGUAAGACACGAGGAAAAUCUCAGUUUCGUUGCUUUCAGGCAAAAUGGUUCAACCAGUUUCCUUGGUUAGAAUAUUCACCUACAACAGAUAGAGUGUAUUUCUUUUAUUGUUAUCUUUUCCAGAAUGAUGGAAAUCCGUCCAAUUGUUCGGCAUUGGUAACUUCUGGAUAUAACAAGUGGAAGAGGGUUAAUGACGGAGCAAAAUGUGUAUUUCUUACUCAUUUACGAUAA
Messenger RNA from Olea europaea var. sylvestris, 504 nucleotides. RefSeq lists its product as uncharacterized. NCBI's taxonomy places the organism in Eukaryota, Viridiplantae, Streptophyta, Magnoliopsida, Lamiales, Oleaceae. The coding region runs from base 1 to 504 and encodes 167 amino acids. The record is from RefSeq and is a predicted model, not a curated record. The transcript has a single exon.